AUGGCAAAAGCCCGCCGGAACAGCGCCAUCGCGGCCGCUGCCUGCUACUUCAUCGCCAUCAUCUUCCUCAUCCUCAUCAUCAUCGGCAACACCUCCAUCAAGCCCGUUCUGACCGACAUUUACUUCUUCAAGCUCGACGUCAGCGACAUCAUCCCCCUCUCCUCCUCCAACGCCGCCCUCCUCAACUCCGUCGCUCGGAGUCUGGGCCUCCACGACUUUUACCAGGUCGGCCUGUGGAACUUCUGCGAGGGAUACGACGAUGAGGGCGUCACCUUCUGCUCUACCCCCCAGCGCAUGUGGUGGUUCAACCCCAUCGAGAUCCUGACCAACGAGCUGCUCGCCGGCGCCACCAUCGCCCUGCCCUCCCAGGUCACCACCAUCCUCAACAUCCUCCGCAUCGGCCAGCAGGUCAUGUUCGGCUUCUUCAUUGCCGGCAUCUCCCUCGCCGCCGCCCUCCUCAUCGCGACCCCUCUCGUCAUGCGCACGCGCUGGUGGAGCCUGCCCGUCGCCAUCUUCGCCUGCAUCACCGGCACUCUCGUCACAGUCGCCUCCAUCAUUGGCACCGUCAUGAGCGUCGGCGCCCGCAUCGCCCUCACCCAGCAGCAGGAGCUCAACAUCAAGGCCGUCCUGGGCGUGCGCAUGUUCGUCUUCAUGUGGCUCGCCAGCGCCCUCGUCACCGUCGCCGCCAUCAUUCACAUGGCCAUGGGCUGCUGCUGCUCGCCGCGCAAGGAGAGAGAGGCGGCUGCUGCGGCGGCGGCGGCGGCGAACAACGGUACGCCCGAGAAGACGACCCACACGACAGAGACGGGCGAGAAGCCAUCGAAGCUAGCGGCGUUUAUGAGAAAGCGCAGCCCGAGGGCGUCGACGUCGUGA
This is a messenger RNA of Colletotrichum graminicola M1.001, 873 nucleotides long. Its product is annotated as SUR7 protein. The transcript has 2 exons. Gene Ontology annotation, biological process: fungal-type cell wall organization. Gene Ontology annotation, cellular component: cell cortex of cell tip; plasma membrane. The record is from RefSeq and is a predicted model, not a curated record. Bases 1 to 873 code for a protein of 290 amino acids. NCBI's taxonomy places the organism in Eukaryota, Fungi, Ascomycota, Sordariomycetes, Glomerellales, Glomerellaceae.